CAGACGCAGCGCUGUUUUGCUCACAUUGAUCCGGAGUGAGCAGAAGGUGAACAGAAUACCUGUCAACAUGAAGAGGAGCGCUGUGUUCGUGUUUGUGGCCGUCUGUGCUCUCUCAGCACUGUCAUUGGCUGAAGAUGAAGUGGAAUCCGAACCAUCUGUAACUGUGGCCCCUGCCAUUGAGUUUAGCCCGACAGCUUCAACGGCUACAACCAAAGAGCCUCCAACUACCAAGCCCCAAACAACCAAGGCUCCAACUACCAAGCCCCAAACAACCAAGGCUCCAACCAAGGCUCCAACUACCAAGGCCACAACCACCACUGCCAAGCCUACAACCUCUCCUCCUAAGCCUACUCCCUCCACCAACUUGACUGUUGGAAACUACACGGUGAUGAAAGACAAAUCAAUUUGCCUGAUGGCUCAGAUGGCACUGCAGAUUCGCCUCGUAAAACCAAAGGAAAAUGGGACCUUCAUCGUUCAGCCAAAGUCAACCAAAGUGGAUGGAGACUGUAAGGAGCCCAAAGCUAACCUUACCCUCAACUUCAAGGAGGGCUUCAUCACCUUCCUCUUCAACAUGAGCUCUGAAGACGUCUACGUUCACACUCUGUCCUUCAACCUGACCUACCCCUUAACCAAAGACGUCAACAAGGUCCAUGGCGUCAACUCGUCAGUGCGACUCUUCGCCGCAAAGAUCGGACACUCCUACUCCUGCAAGAGCGAGUCGGUGAACUUGGGGAAUGGACUGUACCUGGACAUCAGCAAGGACAGGAUGCAGGCCUUCAACCUGACCAAGAGCAAUGAGUUCGGCCUGCCUGAGCCGUGUCCCGCCGAUCAGCCUGAUUACCGCGUCGCCGUGGCGGUUGGAGUGACGUUGCUCGUGCUCAUCGUCAUCGUGGUGGUGGCCUACCUGCUGGGCCGCCGAAGGAGGACCGACGGAUACCAGACUCUGUGAGGUCACCCAGAGGUCACUCUUUUUUGUAAACGAAGUGAUCUUUCUCAGGGGUUAAAGGGCACUUCCACUAACCUGCCUUUCUUCUGCUUUUUUUUUUUUUUUUUCAAAUUUAUUGUUUGAAUUACGAAGUUGUGUGUUUAGAAACUGGAGUCUGCCACUGCUAUAGCUGACAGUGAUUUCUUAUAAUCAAUAAUAAACCAAUCUAUCUCGAUGCUGUUGUAAAUUUACAAAUCAAAUUAGUGUGUAGAAGUUGUUUUGUUGGAACUUUCUCCUGUAUUUAUAUACUGAUGGAAAAUUAGAAUUUUAAAAUGGAGUCUAAAUAAAUAUAUUUUUAAAGAAAUUUACAUUAGACUUUUUUCCUUUCAUGUUCUGUCUCACAAUUGAUUGACUUCAGACGUAAACAUUUGGACGUGGGAUUGUUUAAAGGUCACAUAUCCUCCUCCUCCUCUUCAACCAGUGUAAUUAAGUCUCAGAGCUCCUCAAAACAUGUGUGUGAAGUUUCUUGUUCUAAAUCCACUCUGAUCCUGUAUUUGAUCAUGUCUAUAAACCCCUCGAUUUCAGCCCUGAUCAGAACAGGCUGUUUCUGUGUCUGUACCUUUAAAUGUAAAGGUAACCUGUGUCUGACCACGCUCUCUCUCAUCAUUGGGGGGUUUGUAGACAGACUAGAGACACAUAUUAGAGUUAGAAAAACAUGGUGAAGUGGAUUUUACAGAAUAUGUGACCUUUAAUUUAAUGAAACUUUUAUUUGAAACUGAAUGAUGACGCCAUCUGCUGCUCUAAGAACGACUUUUUUAACUUCAAAUUUAGGCUCAAAUGCCUUAAAAUUUAAGAAAGUACGUGUUUUUAAUUUGAUCAUCUUCAGUUUUAAAAAGUGCGUUGACAAACAGUUUUAAAACCAAAAAAAAGCUUGUCGGUUGAGAGCUUUGGGUUUUAUUUUUCCAGUGGCAGACUCCAUACAUUUAUUGUUUUCUAAAAUCACCUUUAAAUUGAAGGAUUGUCUCACUUUGUUACAAAAAAUAGUUUUUUUUUCUACUGGCAGGGGCGUGUCCAGGCUUUUUUUAAUUGGGGUGACCCAUGUGGGGCACUGAUUUAUGCGGGGUGGCAUGACGUUUGUGGGCACAUGCACCCAAUUUAAUUUAAAAAUUACACGCUUUCUAUCCCCAGAACAGAACAGAAAUGUUCUUAGCUUUCUUCUUCAGGGACUCAAAAACAAAGAUGUUCAAAGUCACAAUUUUAAGUAUUUAGAAAAUUGCAUGCAAAAUUGUGAGCCGUCUGACUUGCAAAAAUAAUUUUAUUGGCAAUUAAGUCAAUCACAACUUAGACAGUGUGCAUGAGGUUGUCCUUGGAAAUUUGUAUGGAAAGAGCAAAGUUUGAAAAGUUUUUAUUUGCACCUGAUUAAUUUCUAUUAGCCAGUUGUAAACAACCAGACUAGUGGAUUGGUACUUAAGUCCCACCUCUGAUUAGGCAACUAGCCAAUCACAGAUUUUGAUUUUGGGGUGGCACCUUGGGUGGUAAAUGGGAUUUCAAGGGGGCCCAUGCCACCAAGUGCCACCACUCUUGACACACCCGUUUACUGGGACACUAAGAACAAUGAUGUGAAUGAUGACACAUAUGAGCUGACAUCUUCAUAGAAAGUCUUUAAAAACUGACAAACAAGUGUCAUUAGAUUAAGUCCUGGUUGUUUUCUCCUUUUUCCAGCAGGUGUGUUAUUGAUCAGUAAUGUGAGAACUGUUCUUUUUUUAUUAAAUAUCAGUCUAAAUCAAUGUUACUUUAUCUUAGAAAUUGGAUCUGGAAGUUAAGUACAAUUUACGCUGGCUACAGACGAGACUAUUUUUAAAUCUGAACUGGUGUACCAGAUGUGCUCUAUGUCCUUCGCCUGCGUUUUUAUGAUGAUGAAGCACAUUGUGAUUGUACAUCAGAGAGUCAGUGAGAGAGAUCAAUGUCUACUUAUGAAAGAAAAACUCAAACACACAACGCCCAAACUGCCUUAAAUGUUAGAUUCAAAUAUUCUAGUGUGUAGCCAGCCUAAAUUUAGAUUUCAAUUUCUGUCAUAUCUAAAAUGUAUUAACUUUUUCUCUACAAUACUGUGAUUUGUCUACAUUGUAAUUGUGUUUAAAUGUUUUAAAAGAAUCAAAGGGUAUGUAUUCUGGCAUUUGUUUUUUGUAAAGGGAAGUCAGCAUUAUUAAUCAGCACACAAGAAUGAUGAUUUAAACAAUAAUUUCAUUGAUUGCUGAACUAACUGAUUUUGUAUUUUUUAUACUGUAUGCAGAUGAUGCUUUCUUUUUUUAAAGAGCUGGGUGUGUAAUGAGUGUAACCCUCACCAAUAUAAUUCCACCUUGAUUUGCCAACUGUCUUUCAGGAAUAGUUUGACUUUUUUGGGAACACACCUAUCUGUAAUAUCGAAAUUUCUAGCAAUGAUGUUAGCCAGAGAGUAGGCAAAGGGUAGCCAGUUAACUGUAAUGUAGCCAAGCUGAAUUUAAAUGGCGUUGGUUGCUUCAUAACGUUAGCUGAUGAAGUAAUUUUCUAAGUGACAGCCAACCAAAUAAUUGGCCAGAUCAAUCCCAUUACAAUAUUCAUGAGCUUUCAGUCUGUCACACAAACUUUAUUAGCUAUUAAUGCAAUGCGAGUUACCUACAUGAUCAAUUUUACCACAAAGGCCUUCAAUUACCUGUGACGAAGCCUUUAAUCUUGUAAUAUAAUCUAAAUCAACUGAAAUCAUUGUCUGAUAGCCUAAACACUAAUGAAGUACCCAGCCUAAAGGCUAAUUGUAUUUAGGCUACUAAGAGUAAGCCAACUAGCAUGCUUAAAUAUCUAUCCAAAGGGGGGACUAAAUGAACAGUGUAAUGAGAUUGUUCUUUAAAGUCUAAAAUCAACAAUGUAUGAAGUGGUAAAACAAAACAAAAUUCAGAGAGCAUUUUGCUAACAAGAUCAUUAGCUUCAAAUAGCUAUUAAACAAACUUUGUUGUGACAUAAUUAUUCUUAAAUUGCACUCAUUUGCCAUAAAACAUAACAGAUAAUCGAAUACCGUUGUUAGCCGUUGAAGUUAUUUGGCAAAUUAGGCUACAUUGGACAUAAUUUCGUUAGAAGUGAGUUAUCAAGCUAAGGUUAGCUGGCUAGCUAGCUGUCUGUGACUCAGCUACACUUCAUGAAUUCUGCUUCUCAACUGAUUAAUGAGCUUCUUUGAUUAUCCUCCUGUAGUUGUAACAGUUUAAUGAGUUCAGGUUAAAUGACGUUUUAAAUCUUCUGUCACAGUAGGCCUAAAUAAAAACAUGUUACAUGGAGGUUAUUCAUGCUUCACUAAAAGUUGACUCCAUGGAGUAAAAUAGUAAAAUCCUCAUAAAAUCUCAACUUCUGGACGAAUAAAUGACAAAUUAGUUUUUUUAAUGACAGUCGUAGUACAGUGAAGAUUACAGCCGCUGUUCCCAGUUUUGUCCACCAGGUGUUGCUGUUGAGUUAGAAAGCGAGGACACCCUGUGUGUGUUUGAUUAUCCACAGUGUGAGCACCUUUUCCUUUGUUUACUUCCUGUACCAAUAAAGACUCAUAUAUUUCUA
Molecule: messenger RNA, 4501 nt
Organism: Labrus mixtus (cuckoo wrasse)
Lineage: Eukaryota; Metazoa; Chordata; Actinopteri; Labriformes; Labridae
Gene: cd68
Product: CD68 molecule
Exons: 7
Coding region: 68-949 (293 amino acids)
Cellular component (GO): membrane
Source: RefSeq, a predicted model, not a curated record